AGCCGAUCUCCAAGAGGGCGUGGCUCCAGGAUGCUGGCAAAUAAAAAUCCGGAGAGCCCGCACCGUCUGGAGACCAGCAGUAGGCGCGAGGACCCACUCAGCAAGCCAUCACUCGGUUCCUGGGCCUUGGAAGUGAUGCCCAUGGCGUCCCCCCAAACCCUGCUCCUCUGGCUGCUGGUCCUGGCAGUCACUGAAGGCCAGGGUCGGCAGGUGGCCAUCCCAGGCUGCCACUUGCACCCCUUCAACGUGACGGUGCGAAGUGACCGCCAAGGCACCUGCCAGGGCUCCCAUGUGGCACAGGCUUGUGUGGGCCACUGCGAGUCCAGUGCGUUUCCUUCCCGCUACUCCGUGCUGGUGGCCAGUGGCUACCGACACAACAUCACCUCCGUCUCCCAGUGCUGCACCAUCAGCAGCCUGAGCAAGGUGAAGGUGCAGCUGCAGUGUGGGGGGAACCGGAGGGAAGAGCUGGAGAUCUUCACGGCCAGGGCCUGCCAGUGUGACAUGUGUCGCCUCUCGCGCUACUAGCCCAUCCUUUCCCUCCUCCAUUCCCUUGGUCAGAGGGUUUGAGUUGGAGUAUAUCCUGUCUAUCCCAAGCCUUACUGUGGACAACAGCUCCAACCUUCUUAAGAUUCUGUGACUGUCACCUCCUGAGAAGAGGGGAGUUCCUGCCUCCGCCUGGCCUCCUAAGCAGCCUUUCAUCAUUUCCCUUCCCUCUCUGUCCCUAGCCCUAAAUAAAGCAAGCAGUGCUCGA
This is a messenger RNA of Equus caballus (horse), 751 nucleotides long. It is a transcript of the gene GPHA2, whose product is annotated as glycoprotein hormone subunit alpha 2. The record is from RefSeq and is a predicted model, not a curated record. Gene Ontology annotation, cellular component: extracellular region. Gene Ontology annotation, biological process: cell surface receptor signaling pathway. Lineage: Eukaryota; Metazoa; Chordata; Mammalia; Perissodactyla; Equidae. Gene Ontology annotation, molecular function: hormone activity; thyrotropin-releasing hormone receptor binding.